CUGAUCAGUCAUCACCAGCUCCCACUUGUGUGAAGUCAAUCGCUCUGUUACAGCGAACUGAUUCACGUUCUUGUUCUACCAAAUUACACGAAUUCCAAAGCUGAAUUUCAUCAGAAACUCUCCACAUCGGGCAAAGUUUUUCCUGAUUCAACAGAGAUGAGAACGACGGCAUUUUCACCAUCAAACCAUUGGAACCCCGCCUUCCGAAACUCCCAGAUCACACCACAACGUCCUAAAACCAACGCCAAACCAUUUCUUUUCAACGCCAAGAACCCUUUGAAUCACCGUCAAGCUCAUCCACCAUUUCCUUCCUUCUCCAUAAACCCCUCGAAAAACCCACCAACACCCAUCUCUCAAAAUCCCAACUUUGACCCGCCGCCCUUGGUGGUCGUCGGAUCGGCGAACGCCGACAUAUAUGUCGAGAUCGAGCGGCUGCCGAAAGAGGGAGAGACGAUCUCGGCCACCUCCGGUCAGACUCUUGCCGGCGGCAAGGGCGCGAACCAAGCCGCUUGCGGGGGCAAAUUGCGUUAUCCCACUUAUUUCUUGGGCCAGGUUGGUGAAGAUGCUCACGGGAAGUUGGUUUCUCAGGCACUUGAGGAUAGUGGGGUCAAACUUGAUCAUCUUAACACUGUGAGUGGGACCCCCACUGGGCAUGCGGUGGUGAUGCUGCAAUCUGAUGGGCAGAACUCGAUCAUCAUCGUCGGUGGUACCAACAUGUCCUCUUGGCCUGAGGUUUUGCCUGAUGAGGACUUGGAGCUCGUGAAGAAUGCUGGGAUUGUUUUGCUCCAGAGGGAAAUUCCUGAUUUUGUCAACGAUCAAGUUGCCAAGGCUGCAAGGAGUGCAGGUGUUCCAGUCAUUUUGGAUGCUGGGGGAAUGGAUACACCAAUUCCACAUAAACUUUUGAGCUCUGUUGACAUAUUUAGCCCAAAUGAAACAGAGCUCGCUCGCCUCACUGCAAUGCCCACAGAAAAUUUUGAACAAAUAUGCCAAGCCGUAGCGAAGUUUCAUGAAAUGGGAAUUAAGCAAGUAUUACUAAAACUUGGGGACAAAGGCUCUGCUUUGUUCAUAGAAGGGGAAGACCCAAUCAAGCAACCCAUCAUAAAAGCAAAGAAGGUCCUCGACACGACCGGAGCUGGUGACACGUUUACUGCUGCUUUUGCUGUGGCUCAUGUCGAGGGCAAAUCGAAAGCAGAGUGCCUCAGAUUUGCCGCGGCAGCAGCUUCUCUCUGUGUCCAAGCGAAGGGCGCCAUUCCUAGCAUGCCGGUUAGAGAAUCGGUUUCAGAUCUUCUGCAGACUCUCUGAAGAUUUUGAACGUUAGACAGUCUUAAUGAUGUAAUGCAAUGAACAAUAUCAAAGUUUUUUUCUGAGGAGCUGACGAGGAGCAAACCGACACUAAUUUUUCCAGGAAUGAUGGCACGGUUUUUCUUCUCAAGAUUUUCUGGAGAUAAAAGAAAGAUUGCAUGCCCACUUUUGACUGUGCUGGAAGUACAGGGGUAUCUAAGCACUGUUACUGUACAGAAACUAAAUGGUUCACUGCUUGCUAAAAUGAACAUUAUUUAUAUUGUUAACUUUGCAUCUGAAAGCUACAUGUUGCUGAAUUUUAA
Molecule: messenger RNA, 1604 nt
Organism: Syzygium oleosum
Lineage: Eukaryota; Viridiplantae; Streptophyta; Magnoliopsida; Myrtales; Myrtaceae
Product: ribokinase
Exons: 4
Coding region: 157-1302 (381 amino acids)
Biological process (GO): D-ribose metabolic process
Molecular function (GO): ribokinase activity
Source: RefSeq, a predicted model, not a curated record